AUGGCCCCGCGCCUGCCCACCCCUAGUUCCGCCAGUGGUUCUCUGGGGUGUUUGAUUUCGAGACGAAGCAACUUGAGCCAGGUUCUGAACAUGAUAGACCAAUACAUCGAGUCACCUGUUGCUGAUUCCGGCCUUCGCCGGAACUGGGAUGUAAAGGAAGCUGACGAAGGGAUUCAUCUGCGAAUGGAUAUGCCUGGAUUGGGCAAGGAAGAUGUGAAGGUUUCUGUGGAGCAGAACACACUUGUUAUCAAAGGUGAGGGCAAUAAGGAUUUCGAGGAUUAUAAGGCUGGGCCUAGGUACACCAGCAGAAUCGAUUUACCGGAUAAAAUCUACAAGACGGAUGCUAUCAAGGCGGAGAUGAAGAAUGGGGUUCUCAAAGUGUUCCUUCCCAAGAUCAAGGAAGAAGAGAGGACUGGUGUUUUCCAGGUCAAUGUGGAGUGAUGUAGUUUCUUUCUAACAAUUGUUAAAUAUGGUGAAGUGGAAUUGUUAAUAACUCGAGACAAUGUGGUUUAAUUUGAUGCUGAUUUAAUUU
Molecule: messenger RNA, 532 nt
Organism: Erythranthe guttata (spotted monkey flower)
Lineage: Eukaryota; Viridiplantae; Streptophyta; Magnoliopsida; Lamiales; Phrymaceae
Source: RefSeq, a predicted model, not a curated record